Molecule: messenger RNA, 954 nt
Organism: Boeremia exigua
Lineage: Eukaryota; Fungi; Ascomycota; Dothideomycetes; Pleosporales; Didymellaceae
Exons: 1
Coding region: 1-954 (317 amino acids)
Source: RefSeq, a predicted model, not a curated record
AUGGCUACUCGCUCUGCUGUUCUCCCACGAGCGAAUGAUCGCCGCCCAGGGUAUGCUGUCAUCAACACAGAACCGCCCGCAUCGCACUCUCAUGCUGCUCCUACAUAUCAAGAUCGGUACCGCGAGUCUUCGAGGACUCCAUCUGCCCCAGGUCCAGGGUACGUCACAUACAACUCGAUCGGUAUUCCUACAUUCCACCCAUUUGAACGGCCAGCGGAGCGCCUGGUAGCGAUCAGAUCGUUGAGUGGCACAGAAGGGAACAACUCGAGGAAGGACAACGAGGACCGAGACCGAAUGGGUUUGCCUCAACAAUUCCAGCGCAGCUUCAAAUCACAAUGGGCCAGGGUUCCCCGGUUAGGACUCCUUGGCUUUGGAUGCAUGAAUCUGGCGAUCUGGGAGCAACUUAUCCUCUUACUCCCCCUCGCCUUACCGCACGGCGGCAUUGGAACGAUUCUCGUGGCCUUUGUUGUCAUUUCAGUACUGUAUGGCUGCAUCAACACGAGCCUCGCCGGCAUGGCUCGAGAGUACCCCACAUACGCUGGGCCUUUCUACUGGACGGCUGCGUAUCAGACAUCAUGGACGAAUUCCGGGGCCCGGCACUUGUUGAGCUGGUACUGUGCGUGGAUGAGCUUUCUGGGGAUGAGCAUCAAUCUCGUCGUGAAUAUGUACUUCAUUUCGGAUGUCGCGAUCUUUCUGUUUACUCUGGCCAAGACGGAAUCAAGGUUCUUGUAUUCAGACAAAGAACCUGAACACCACCUGAGGGUAUCUUGGGCACUUCCAGUCACCAUCGUCAUUGCAACUGCCGUUGCUUACAUCCCCAACUGGAUCAAUGUCAAGCACCUCCCAAGGCUGCACACGUGUUUUGCCGUUUUCCAUUGGCUCGGAUUCCUGAUUUUCAUCAUCGCCAUCCCGAUUCUCUUCAACAAAACCUCCGGUCUCAGUAUGACAGUCUAG